GCGUGUAUUCUGACCAUGCGUCUACGAACGAGACGGCGGUAUAUAUGACAACUUCCAACUUGAGAUUUGGAUGCGCGCAAUAUCCAGUCUACGCCGCGCUUAGCAUUCAACGUUGCCAACUCGUACGCGGCAACGCCGAGGGCGGCGCUCCCACACACGCGGUUGUCAGCCCCUCUUACUCAGCGUUUUGCUCAGCCACCCAUAGCCAUCGCGUAAUUUUCUCGCCGUAAGGCUCUGUCAGUAACCAUGUACUGUAAUCCAUUUAACGGCCGCGAACUGGGCGCGAACUUCACAACCAUCUAGACGCGACGACACCCGUAUAAAAUGGCGUCCCAGUACCUGCCCUUCUCCCCGGAUACACGUCUCAUCCUGGUCACGACUGCCGUCGCCACGCCGGUACUCUUCUACGCUAUUCAGAAGCUCACUUCCCGUCCUACGACCGCGAACAUUGACAUGCCGAAGCAGACAGUCGUCGUGCUUGGCGGUGGAUGGACAGGCUCGCUCGCCGCGCGUCGUCUGUCCGCCGAGCUCGAUCCUCGCAAGUACGAGCUCAUCCUCAUCAACGACCGCCCGUAUGCCAUCAACCUCAUUGCGGGCGCGCGGAUGACGUCCACGACCGUCGACAACCUGGAUACCAAGGACAAGGGCCUUUUGGCGUACGACAAGUUGUUUCAGAACGGUAACGGCAGCGUGAAAGUCGCGCGUGCGGUCGCGGUGGAGGAGGAUAAGGAGAGUGGGAAGGGAGGCUGGGUCGUCCUCGAGGGUGAUGAGAAGGUCAGGUGGGACGCGCUCGUGGUAGCGACGGGUAGUGCGUGGCAGGGGCCUUUGGCAUUCCCCGAUGAAGAGAAGCUGCCUGCGCAUGUUCAGCAGUGGAGGGAACGCGUGAAGGGUGCCAGCGAUAUCUAUGUCGUUGGGGGCGGUGCAGUCGGUAUCGAGUUCGCCGGAGAAAUCAACGAGGCCUACCCCGACAAGAAAGUAACGAUCAUCCACAGCGGCUCGAAGUUGCUCACGUCCGUUUACCCUGAUAAGUACCGCAACGAUAUCGAGAAGAAGGCACGCGCUCGCGGUAUCAACAUUGUCUUCAACGAAUACGUCGACGAGAUCCCUCAACCUGGUGUGCAGGGUCUGACGACGCGUAAAGGGACGCGCUUUGACACCGCAGAUCUCGUGAUCCCUGCCUUUGGAUCGCGCCCAAACACAGCCGUCGUUGCCUCCCUCACUCCCUCGCCAAUCUCCAGCAACGGCAGCCUUAAGGUCAACCCGACACUUGAGGUGCAGGGUCACCCGGGUAUCUUCGCUGUCGGCGACGUUGUGGACUGGGACGAGCAGAAGCAGGCGGCGAAGGGCGCAAACCACCUGGGGAUCGCCGUUCCGAACGUUGUGAGCUAUGUCGAGGGCAAACCGCUGAAGAAGGUAUACAAUGGCAGCCCGGAGCUUAUCCUGAUUCCUCUGGGCAAGACCGGUGGUUCAGCAUACCUGGGCUUUCUCUGGGGUAUCAUGCUCGGCGAUUGGGCGUCGCGGACUCUCAAGGGCAAGGACCUCUUCGUACCGCAAUCUAGGAAAGAUCGGGGUCUUGAGGUUGUCUAGCUUCAUUGAUUGUCUUCUGGGUGCCGGAACCUGGACCGUGACCGCGUACUGUAAUCUUGUAUUGUAUUGUCUGCUGAUAGUAAUAUUUUAUUAGACAGAACUGACAAUCCAACAAGACACGCAAGGCAGCCCUCGAUGGCCUAGCACGUGCUUACUGACAUUUGAGAUGGGCGGCUUAGAUCGAAUUCAACACACGGUGGGUCAGAUAAUGAAGCUUGUGUUAUGGC
Rhodofomes roseus is the source of this 1814-nucleotide messenger RNA. RefSeq lists its product as uncharacterized. The record is from RefSeq and is a predicted model, not a curated record. Bases 325 to 1587 code for a protein of 420 amino acids. NCBI's taxonomy places the organism in Eukaryota, Fungi, Basidiomycota, Agaricomycetes, Polyporales, Fomitopsidaceae. The transcript is spliced from 6 exons. Gene Ontology annotation, cellular component: cytoplasm. Gene Ontology annotation, molecular function: flavin adenine dinucleotide binding; electron-transferring-flavoprotein dehydrogenase activity.